This is a messenger RNA of Styela clava, 3231 nucleotides long. The record is from RefSeq and is a predicted model, not a curated record. NCBI's taxonomy places the organism in Eukaryota, Metazoa, Chordata, Ascidiacea, Stolidobranchia, Styelidae.
UCCUCUAUAUCUGGUGUUUCAGUCAGCUUGAAGUGAUUUAUUUAUACUUAUUCCGAUUUUUGGAUUACUCUUGCUCGUGUCUGUAAUAAAUGAGAAAAAUGAGCAGAUAUUGAAUUCAAAAUCCGGUUUUGAUUCUUGUCGACUCCUAUUCACCAAGAACGAACUUAUUCAUGCAAAGAAAAAUAAACAAAAUUUAGCCAGGAGCUGCCUCUUUCUGACAUUUAUUGUUCAAGAUGGCUUAAAUUUUUGAGUUAUCAUCGUUUAUUCUACGAAUCGAUAUGUGGAGCCCUAAGGAGCAAUUACUGCGAUUAACAAGAUCACUCAGGAGCGCCAGGACUGUGGAAUUGCCCAAAGAUAAUGAAGCAGCCGCCAGAUAUCUGAUGCCACUAGUCUUCGGAAAUCAACAAAAGUCAAUCUCUGAUCUUCUGGAAAACUCUGAGUUUGAUGUAAAUUUUGCCUUCGGAAGAGUUCAAAGAACAUUGCUGCAAAUAGCUGCAAAUGUUGGCUCUGCAGAAUGUCUCACGAUAUUUCUCAAGCAUGGUUCCAACCCCGAUUAUCAGGAUAUAUCUGGUUGUACUGCUUUACAUCUGGCUGCCAGAAAUGGAAAGCGUCGUUGCGUCCAGAAGCUUCUCGAAUUCAAAGCUGAUCCAGAAAUAAGAAAUAAUGAAGGAUUUACCACAAUACACUGGCUCGCUGUAAACGGUAGAGCAGAAAUACUAGGCGAUGUUUUACCUUAUGUGAAAGAUGUAGAUUGGGAGGACGAUCGUGGCCAGACAGCUUUGCAUGUUGCAUCUCAGAACGGACAUAAAUCGACUGUACAAUGCCUUCUGGAACACAAUGCAAAAGUGAAUAAAGCAGAUAAGACUGGAUAUACAGCCUUGCAUUUCGCUUGCAGUCACGGACAACGACACACUGUACCAUUACUUCUUGAGCAUGGAGCAACACAUAUACCUGACCAAAGUGGGGAGACGCCCUUGAAUAUGUGCUUAAGGGGUGGAUACGGUACAACGCUUCAGCUAUUACUCGACCAUUUUCCCAGAUUGUUAAACACACUCGUUCCUGCUGCUGCAAAAAUAAUGGAAUCAAGAUACGAUUCUGUUAUGUGUUGUUUUCGAAACUUGUGUUCGGUCCAGAAAAAAGAAUCCAUUUUGAAAAAUAUUUCUGAGUUUACAGCAAACAGCGGGUUCCAACUUCUUAGUGUGUCAAGUGAUUAUGAAACACAGGUGAAAUGUUUUAAAUCUUCAGUUGAACUUCUGACAGUCUUGGAUGAAGAAGGAAAUCUAGAAGUGUUUCAGAGUCUUGAAGUUCUCUGGUCUUCACUGGAAGAAUGGAUGAUGGUAUUAAAAAAGGAGAUUGAAGAAGCUAGUUGCAAAGACAACACAACUGAAGAUAAUUCAGACAAUUCUCCUGAAUCUACCACUGUGUCAACAGAGAGAAACAUUCUAUCAAUGACCCAUGACAGAAUCUGUGCAAUUGUGGAAGGUUUUUAUCUCUGCAUGCAAUGUUUGAACCAUGAAAAGGAUUCGACUCCUGUUCGCUUCGAAGACUUUGUCACUCGCCAUCACUCGGUGAUCAACUAUCUCAUUGAAAAAGAUAACAAGAUUAUAUUUAAGCAUUUCAGUUUUCUUCUGAAUUGUCCGACUAUUAUGUCACAAUUUCUUUCUGUUAUUAAAAAACGUCCGUUCAACGAACGUUACGAAUGGUUUUAUGAGAAUCUUCACUCUAAGAGAAUCAAAGAGGCAGAGCAACGAAUACGAGCUAACAUGGGACUACCUGAAGCUUUGAAGAUUCGUCGCAGUCAUGUUUUUGAAGACAGUUGUGAGGCACUGGAGAAAGAAUCUGCUGAUUCAUUGAAGUAUUACAUCAGCGUUUUAUUUCAAGAUGAAGAAGGAAUGGGGGCUGGAGUUCUUCGUGAAUGGUUUGACGUUUUAUCAAAUGAAAUCUGCAAUCCAGAGUACGCUCUCUUUACUCAAUCUGAUGACGGUUCAACAUUUCAACCUAAUUGUAAUUCAGCCAUCAAUCCUGAUCAUCUCAAUUAUUUUAGUUUUACAGGCCGCAUCCUGGGCCUAGCACUUUAUCACAAACAACUUGUGAAUGUUUAUUUUACCCGUUCUUUCUACAAACACAUUCUCGGAAUCCCUGUCGACUACACCGACGUGGCUUCUAUCGAUCCUGAAUAUGCAAAGAACCUACAAUGGAUAUUGGACAACGAUAUCACAGAUCUUGGCUUGGAUUUGACUUUUAUUGUGGAGACAGACGUUUUCGGUUCGAUGCAAGAGAUUGAGUUGAAAGCAGAUGGGGCAAAUAUUCUAGUUACCGAGAAAAACAAAGCGGAUUAUGUUCAACUUGUCACAGAACUUCGAUAACUUCGAACUUCUUGUCACAGAAAGCCGAUAAUCACCAUAUGAUUAGUAAGAUUUUGUAUUUUAGAGUCUUUGAUUCAGAUAUUCACGGAAUCAGAAUUAGAACUCCUACUUUCUGGGUUAUCAGAGAUUGAUGUGAAGGAUUGGAAAAACAGCACAAAAUACUCUGGAGGGUAUAGUGAAGAACAUAAGGUUAUCCAAUGGUUUUGGAAAUCAGUGGAUUCCAUGUCUAAUGAUGACAGAACCCACUUGCUGCAAUUCUCCACUGGAUGUUGCCGCGUUCCGCAUCGGGGAUUUUCCCAGCUUCAAUCAGCAUCUGGUGGCAAAGAAACGUUUGUUAUCACAUAUCUUCCUUAUCAAGAUAAUGAUGAAUUACCGACUGCAAGCACUUGCAUAAACAUGUUGAAGUUACCUGAGUAUCCAAGUUUCGAAUUCCUUGACGAAAAAUUGAAGAUUGCGGUUCGUUGCGGAAGUCAAGGAUAUGCCAAGACAUGAUGAAGCGAAGGAAUCAAUCUUUCAAAGUUCCAAAUAAAUAUUAGCUAUUUUGUUCCAAAAAUGGGUGCUUUCGUAGUAUGUGUACCAAGAUGGCGCACAACCUGAACGUAGUAUGUCUACCAGGUUAGGGUUAUCAGGUUGUGCGCCAUCUUGGUACACAUACUACGGGAGCGCUCGAAAAUGUUCAACCUUUUUACUUCCCUUUCUGCCUUUGUUCGUAGUGGUUCACACGCACAACCUAUUCCCUUAUUGGACACGUUUAGUGGCCAUAACGAUCAUUUCAAAAUUUUAUUGUUAUUGUUAUUUGUCUUCGUCUCCAUUUUUAAAAAAUCGCUUUUCUCUUCGAAUACUGGACCAAUUGCUUUGAUAUUUU